AUGAACUGUAGGAGGAUCUUCCUAGUCAAGUGCUUGCUGAUUUUUUUCCCCAGAGUAACAUGCUCUGCCACCAGCAGGAUUUACAGGGCAGUGAAUGAGUCGGCUCUUCUCAGCCUCACUUCUCUUGCUGGGGAGGUGUAUGAUGCAACGUGGCUGAGAGGCAGAAAUAAGUUGCUUCGAUUCAAAAACAAGACAGUUACCUAUUAUCAGACCAGGGAGCAGUGCAGAUGUAAGAUAUUCCCAAAUGGGACUCUACAGAUACAAAAUGUUGUGAAAGAGGACAGUGGCAACUACACUGUGACUGUGUAUGCAGAGAACGGCAAACUGAAGGCAGAAGAAGAAAAAAUGCUCAUUGUUCUGGAGCCUGUUCCUCAGCCUACUCUCAGUGCUGAAUGCAUCAAUAAAACCGCAUCUGUCAAGUGUGAGGUGGAGCAGAGGACGAAGGGUGAAACAUUUCUGAUAGAACUGACUCAAGAUAAAACCAAAAGACUCCAAAAGAAUGCAGCGAGGUUGGAACUGCACACCCGGCACCCUGGAAUGUUCAGAUGUGCUGUUAGCAACGAAGUCAGUGAAAAAACAACUCAAAAAGUAAUUAACUGCUCAGGCAAGCUGGACCUUUAUCUCAUCUUAAUCAUAGCAGGAGGUGCAGUCUUCUUGGUCAUCUUUCUCAUUUUGGUUAUUUUUUGCAUCAGGAAGAAGAAAAGAGAAAGGUUUGAAGAUGAUGGUGCGGAGCAAAUGAUGCAGGCUUGCAAGGUGGACAGCGAAAUGGUGGUGCGGAAGCUGCCUCAGCCACCCUGCAAUCCCACCCCAAAGCAGCUGCGCGUGCAGCAGCGGCCACUGCCCCAGCCCCAGCCGCAGCCGCAGCUGCAGCCGCAGCCCCAGCCGCAGCCGCAAGCGCUGCCCCCGCGGCCCAGGCCCCGCGCUCAGCCGCGAGCCCCAAACCGCCCAAGAGAAAGACCUUGAACGACUGCCCCGGCAGGAGCGACGGUGUCCCGGCUUGAGGCCAGGCAGGUCCUCUCCUGCCCCCUGAGAAUGACACUCAUCACACAAAUGGAGUUCAAAGU
This is a messenger RNA of Dryobates pubescens (Downy woodpecker), 1064 nucleotides long. Its product is annotated as T-cell surface antigen CD2. The record is from RefSeq and is a predicted model, not a curated record. Lineage: Eukaryota; Metazoa; Chordata; Aves; Piciformes; Picidae. The coding region runs from base 1 to 963 and encodes 320 amino acids. The transcript is spliced from 5 exons.